Molecule: messenger RNA, 1295 nt
Organism: Penaeus monodon (black tiger shrimp)
Lineage: Eukaryota; Metazoa; Arthropoda; Malacostraca; Decapoda; Penaeidae
Product: potassium channel subfamily K member 18-like
Exons: 6
Coding region: 139-1272 (377 amino acids)
Biological process (GO): potassium ion transmembrane transport; stabilization of membrane potential
Cellular component (GO): membrane
Molecular function (GO): potassium ion leak channel activity
Source: RefSeq, a predicted model, not a curated record
UACAAAGCCACCGGCCGCCGCUCGCUCGCUUCCAUUCCAACCGAUGACGCUUGACCGGUAACAGAGAGCCUUGCGUGUGCAGGAUGCGAUGAGAGGCAGGUCGUCGCUUGUGUCUCCGCGGGUGUCACCUCCGUCAGGAUGCAGACUGCCUACGCCCGUAUGGUCUACGACCGCCACCAGCAGCGGUUGCAUCGGCGGGACGGCGGGGAGGUGACUCGUGCGACCACCAUCAAACACUGGCUCAAGGAUGCGUGCAGGAAGCUCAUUGCGUUUAUGUUUACGCAGGUGGGCGUGUGCGGGCUGGUCGUCGCCUACAACAUCGUGGGCGCCUUUGCCUUCCGCGCUAUCGAGGGCGACCACGGCGACGGAACUCCCGAAGAACUGGCCAGGGACCUUCGGGAGACGCUGGUGGGACGCCUGUGGAACGUCACCCUCAGGCUGAACGUGCUGGAGGAGGACCAGUGGAGGAAGGAGGUGGUAGGGGCGCUCGAGGAGUACCAGGGCAGUGUGGUACCCCUGGUGAAGACGAAGGGUUACCGGGGUGUCCAUCCGACGGAGGCCUGGUCGUUCUCGGCGAGUUUGAUGUACUCGCUCAGCGUCUACACGACUAUAGGCUACGGCAACAUGACCCCCCGCACUGAAUGGGGCAAAAUCACCACCAUCCUGUAUGCUAUCAUAGGCAUGCCUCUUAUGCUUCUCUACAUGUCCAACGUCGGGGAGAUUCUUGCCAAAGCGUUCAAGUUCCUCUACUUCAGGGCUUGCAGGUGUGACAUCGGGUCCCUCGGCUACUACAGAUCGGCGAGCGGUACAAUCAGACCCGUGACUGCUUCCCCACCGAGAGGCAACUCUGUAAAGACGUCGUCGGGAGAGAAGCCUCGGCCGCGGACCAUCCCCAUCACGUGGUGUCUCCUCGUCAUCGCCGUCUACGUGUUCUGCGGCGGCCUCGUGUUCUCGCAGUGGGAGCGGUGGUCGCUGCUCGAUGCCUGCUAUUUCUCUUAUAUUUCCCUCAGCACCAUUGGGUUCGGUGAUCUGGUUCCGGGUCGCACAGUAGCGGGCCAGGACGAUGCCAAGCUGGUGGAAUCACAACAAAUCAUCUGCACCGUUUACCUGCUCGUCGGAAGCGCUCUGGUGGCCAUGUGCUUCAACCUCAUGCAGGAGGAGACGAUCGAAAACCUCAAGAGCUUCUGGAGAAACUUGGGUUGUCUUAGAAGGCAGGAGGUUGAGGACCCGGAUGUUGAGCUCCGCGAUCAUAUUCAAGGGGAUGGCGGUUGAGGUUGAUAUUGAGGGUGUCUGUC